This is a messenger RNA of Dromiciops gliroides (monito del monte), 2447 nucleotides long. It is a transcript of the gene AIRIM, whose product is annotated as chromosome 3 C1orf109 homolog. The record is from RefSeq and is a predicted model, not a curated record. The transcript is spliced from 5 exons. Lineage: Eukaryota; Metazoa; Chordata; Mammalia; Microbiotheria; Microbiotheriidae. Bases 135 to 740 code for a protein of 201 amino acids. Gene Ontology annotation, cellular component: cytoplasm; nucleus.
GUGAGUUGCACAUUAGUGGCCUCCCUCUGGUUCCUGGGGUGUCGGAGAUGGCCGCGGGGAUCUGGGAGGAGCGGAUUGGACUUUGCUGAAGUGGGGAGAGAGACUUUCCACUUUCCUGUACGGAUACAGAAAAGAUGUCCCCAAGGGAGCCUUUGCCAGCUUUGCAGGAGGCUCUGAAGAAGGUUUUCCAUGCAGUAGAGCACCAGAACAGGCUCUGGAGGACUGCUCUGAGUGACUGUUCACCUCUCCUGACCUCCCUUGGCAACCUGGCUGAGCAGCUACAGGCCAGUCAGAAUGUGCAGUUGGAGGAGACCCCGCUUCGGGCUUUCCCUGACCUGAAAGAUCGCCUGAGACGAAAACUGCUGGCUGCUGGUGACUCCAUCUUGGACCAACUGGGAGAGAAGCUAGCCAGCCUCCUCCAGGUGCGAGAUACAGUCAGCAGCCACGUGGAACAAGUGUUUCAGUUGUAUGAACAGAAAGCAGAUGAACUAGGCCUUGAUGUAGUCUUGCAGCCUUCCGCAGUUAGCCCCUCAUUGGCUGAUAUGUUGGCAUGGUUACAGGACAUUGACAGACACUACCGAAAUGCGUACCUGGAAAGGAAGUACCUUCUCUCCCAGAUCCAGUGGGGAAAUUUGCCAAACAUCCAAACUUUGCUACAAGCCUGGAAUCAGAUUUCAGAGAAUGACCAAGACCUAGUACCAGAUAUCCUGCUGAAUGUAUCUUUUUUCCUGGAGACUUAAGGAAGUUAUGUUUCUGUCCACGGAACAGAGACCACAACUAAACUCCAGCUUUAUUUCUCCUGCCACUUUAAAACAAAUGUGGACAUACUCUGGUGUUUGGAAUGCAAAUUUCUAGGACACAGUUAUUUCAUAGAGUUUUGGGGCUACAUGUUUCUGAGCCCAAGGAAUUUUUAUUCUAUAUUGUGUCUACAUGCAAACCAGUUCCUGGAUCUUACCUGAGGUCCAGGAAGGAAAAUCAGGUUGAUAUCCACAGAAGUAGUCAGGGCAGUGACUGAGGGUGUUGGAGGAACAGGAGUAAACACUGAUGAGGGGAACUCUAAUGAAGACAAGCAAAGAGAGUUAGCCAGUGCCAUGCCAUGUUUUUAUCACCCAAAGUAUUUGCUGUGCUUUUACUUUUGGAAGGAUACAUUUACUUUUAUCAGAAAUUUAAGGAAAUGUGAUGAACAGGUUCAUCUAACCAAAGAAAAAAAAUCAUGUUUAAAACUACUCUUCCAAGGGUUCAGGAACAAAAAUUAAAAUGACAACUUGGUAUUAGUGGGGUUCUCAAGAAAUAAAGAUCCUCAUACUUUGUUAGUAGAAUUGUAAACUGGUAAGUCCUUGUGGAACCGACUGGUGACAUGCUCUAAGUUCUAGCAGUACUGUGUGUUAAUGUUCGUACUCUUUGAUCCAAUAAUUCCCUUUCCAGGGAACUUAUCCUGAAAAGCAUAUCAAAAAGAUGUCCCAACCAUUGAAAAAUUGUUCUGUUACUAUAAUCCAAUCUUGUAAUUCAGUGAAGAACUAUACUAUAAAUAGGAAGCUGGUGAAUCUGAAAUAGGAAAAGACUGAUAUAAAAUAAUGAAAAGGGGAAAAACCGAAUCUCGGUUGAGUCAUGAGAAUAAAGUAAGCUCUUGGUAAGCCGUCUUCCCCUUCAUACUCUCUCCAUGUGUAGAAAUUGAUCACAAGAUUAUUUCCAUGGAGAAGUUUAGUAUGCACACUAUGAGUACAUAAAAGAUAAUAUAUAUGGAAAUCUCGGGGUAGAGGAAUGAAACAACUGGAGGAGAUAGAUGUUUGAACAUUUAAAUUGUUAUAGAAAUUUGUAUAUUGAAGUUCACUUUAAAUUCAUGCUUAAUUGGUUUUGUUACUAUUUGAUAAUGGCUGUGCCAAAUUAUUUAAUUCUCCCCAAGUUGUUGUUUCCAAACUAUGCCACAAGGGGGUGACAAUAUGGCAUAAAUCACUUCUGAAUUAAUUCUUUUUGAAGAUGAUUGGAGGUUCUUGAGCCCAUUAGAACAAGAAGGAAACCGAGGGAUCACCUAAUCCAAACUCAUCAUUUGACAGAGGAAGGAGACAGAGUGAAGGGGAAGAGACUUGACCAUGGUCAUAGACUUUUUCAGUGGCGAGUGGAGAACCCCAAACCCUGGUCACUUGCUCCCAGACCAGACAUUUUCCUCUUUCUCUGUAGCCCUUUGUCUAGUUGGGUAAUAAGUACUUACUGAUAGAGAUCCCAGAGCAGGACAUCUUCUGAUUGAUUGGUGGGAGGAGGGGAGAAGAGGAGCUUGUCUGCUAAGGUGGUCACUGAUGAUGUGAAUAACCUAGUGCUUUUUGGUCUCUUUGCUCCUAUCUUGGCCUGGUCUCCUAAGUCAGGGAAAUUAUGUUUUGAGUAUAAAGCCUUCCAGUGAAGGACCUCUUCUGGUUCUCGCUUUUGUUUGGAAUAAAUAAAUUGUUUUAAUA